Messenger RNA from Harmonia axyridis, 1189 nucleotides. RefSeq lists its product as uncharacterized. Gene Ontology annotation, biological process: arachidonate secretion; phospholipid metabolic process. Bases 184 to 1008 code for a protein of 274 amino acids. Lineage: Eukaryota; Metazoa; Arthropoda; Insecta; Coleoptera; Coccinellidae. The record is from RefSeq and is a predicted model, not a curated record. The transcript is spliced from 3 exons.
CAGGAGAAGUAUUUAGUAUACAACAGACCGUUGCAUGGCGUGGUCAACCACAAUCGAUGUACUGACCUACAAAUCGAAGUCAAACCAUCUUUCUGCUUUCUCUCGUCUUCGCGCUUGACAAUGUUCGAAUUUUAAAAUGUGACAUAUCUGCAGAAACGCAAAGCUCGCUCAGUUCGCUCGAAAAUGAAUUUCGGAAAAUUUAUUUUCCGACUCUUCUUCGUUCUUUUCUGUGUUCAUCAGCCAGUGUUUGCUGGUAGGUCUCUGGGUUUCAAUUUUCCCGGACUAAGGCUGAAUGAUGGACCACCACCUGCCGUCAAAAGUUUCGAUGGGAGUAGGUUGAAGGAGGAUUCCUUACUGAUGGUGUACUACCACGAUCUGAGUGUUGCCAUAGUGGAGUUGGGGCCUAAGAAAUUACUGCUCAAUUGUGAUGUCAUAGAAAUUUACUCACCCUCAGAUGUGGACAAAGCCAUGGGUCCUCUAAGGGAUAAAACAACCCCAGUUCCAAUUACUUUUGAUGAGAUGGUGCAUCUGAUGAACCAGUGCGUGCAGGUGGAUAGAAUUAAUAGAAGACACAAGGUCCCAGUGAAUAGAAAAUGCCAGGAAGAACAGAAAAACUUCACAUCUAGGGUGGAAGAAGCUAAAGCUAUCUUGAACAGUCAAUUAGUUCUGCUCAGUGGAAUCAUACCAGGAACCAAAUGGUGUGGUACUGGAGAUAUAGCGAAAAACUACCACGACUUGGGUGACGACGUGGCAACAGACAUGUGCUGUCGGAACCAUGAUUUAUGCCCAGUGAAAAUAAGAGCAUAUUCCAAGAAAUAUGAUCUGAAUAACGAGUCCUUAUAUACAAAAUCUCACUGCACUUGCGAUGAUAUCUUCUACAAGUGUAUGAAAAAGCAAAAUACCAAGUCCGCUCAAAUUUUAGGACACAUCUAUUUCAAUUUAGUCAAAGUGCCUUGUGUGCAAGAUGGAAACGAAGGCAAAUCCUUCAGAAAAGCCAAAGAAUUUUAGUUGUGAAUGGUUAACAGUUCUGAGUUCAACCUUGUAAAUCGAUAUCACAAUUAGACAUCUAAGACAAUACCCAUAAAACAACUGAACAAAAACUUUCAUGAAACAGUAUAUAUAUUAGAGAAUAAAAUAUUUUUAUCAAAAAAUGGGAGGCUUAACUAUAACCUUUUCUUAGACAAUAUGA